AUGAAGUCGAGCGAGCUCGAGGCCAUGAGCGUCGAGGAGCGCGUCUCGUGCUUCUACUGCGCGUUCGGCGUCGACUUUAUUGGCGCCAACGUGGCGCUCUCCGAGGCCUUGAUCGCGCCCGAGGCCGUGCCCACGUAUUUGCAGUACCUCGAGGGCCCGAACCGCGACGCGUGGCUUCUCACCGAGUCGGUUUUGAUCCCGUUCGCCCAAGGCAAGGCCAUGAAGGACGAGCAGCAGCGGCUUCUUGUCAACUUUGAGGUCGCACGCCGCAACUGUGACGUCCUUAGUGCGGCGGGCGCGAUUCCGAUCUUUGCGCAGCACCUGGCGCGGGCGAUGCUGAACCUCAAGGGCCUCAACUUUCAGUACAUGGACAUUGACCAAAUCGAGCGCCUCUUUGGCCAGCUCAACCGCGCGCUCACGAUGCUGUACCUCACGAUCGUGCUCAGCCCCGACUCGGUCUGCUUAGAGCGAUCGCUCUUUGAGCUGGGCGUGUGCCAGCCCAAGCAGGUGCUCUUCGACAUCUUUGACUGUUUGCAAGCGCACUACGCCGUUGCAGGCUUCCCCCUGAAGCGCAUCAUGCUGCUCCUCUACGCGUGGAUCACGCCGCUCGAAAUCCCGACCAAGCUCCAGUGCAAGAGCAUCAAGCGACUGGUGGUGGUCCCGAUUGCCGAGCCGGUCUCGGACCCUCUCUAUGUGGCCAAGGUCAAGGCGCAGAACCAGCGCGAUAGCAUCUACGCGUCGUACAUCCACAAGCCGCAUCAUGAUAUUGCGCCGGCGACCUCGACGACCGACGACCCGACGUUCGACCAAGAGUGGGGCCACCGCGUCGAGCUCGUGUAUCGAACGCUGCUGUUGCCCAACGCCAAGGAGAUCAUGAGCGUCUUCGCCUCCGUUUUGGCCGCGGGCACGAACCCGGACAAGCGCCAUGUGUUUGGGAAGCGCGGGUCGGCGGACGCGUCCUCGUAUGAGAAUAAUUCGCAGACGAACGUGUCGCCGGAAGAGCAGGCGUACCUCACCUACAUGCUGCGCGAGAAGGCCAUCCUCAUGGACGCCACGUCACUCACGCUCUUGACGCUGCUCAAGCACAUUCGAGCGAGCCAUCUGCUCAAGGCCGAGUACCUCGCGUCGCACCUUGUAGACGCCGGCGUGCUCCCGACCAUGACGAAAUUCCUCAACCGCGACUUUGCGACGUACGUGCAAGUGCCGCGUCGAGAAGCUCCCGAGUCGCAACAAAAGCUCACGGUCGUCGUGGCAAUGGACGACGCUUCGAGUGUUGCCGAGUACGCCCGGCAGCAACUUCGCUGCGUCGCGUCGGUCCUUCGGCUCGUGCAGCGCCUCACGAAGCGCAAGCCGAGCUUGAUCAAAUCGACCUUGUGCCGGUCGCAGUCGCUCGUGUGGCUCAAGCGCGUCUUGAACCUCAAGGAGCCCAUGACGCGCCUCUAUGCGCUCAAGCUCGUCAAGUCCCAAGCGCGGUACCUCGGCCACCAGUGGGUGCGCAAGUUUACGUGCGUGCAUUUGCUCACGGAAGUCUACUUGUACGUGCGGCCCGAGCUCGAGGACGACUGGCUGCGCAGCGAAGACGACGACACGAGCGUCACGUCGGCGCCCAAGCCCGUCGAGACCCUUCUCGCCGGCGAAGUCCAGGCCUACCACCACAAGCACUACUGGGACCGCCUCAAGACGUCGCCAUCGGCCUCCAACGUGAGCAUCGUCGUGCAAGGCAUGCAGGACCUCGAAGCGGAUGUGCUGGACGUCGAAGGCGGCAGUUGCCGCAAGCUCUUUGCCGAGCUCAAGCUCGACACAGGCACGUGCCAGCAGUACGAAAAGUGGCUCGACAUUCAAGGGCUCAUGGCCGACGCCGACGCGCCACUGCCGAUCGCGUUUGGUUAA
Messenger RNA from Saprolegnia parasitica CBS 223.65, 1890 nucleotides. RefSeq lists its product as hypothetical. The transcript has 6 exons. The record is from RefSeq and is a predicted model, not a curated record. Gene Ontology annotation, cellular component: cytosol. NCBI's taxonomy places the organism in Eukaryota, Oomycota, Saprolegniomycetes, Saprolegniales, Saprolegniaceae. Gene Ontology annotation, biological process: cytoskeleton organization. Bases 1 to 1890 code for a protein of 629 amino acids.